Messenger RNA from Misgurnus anguillicaudatus (oriental weatherfish), 2038 nucleotides. The record is from RefSeq and is a predicted model, not a curated record. Lineage: Eukaryota; Metazoa; Chordata; Actinopteri; Cypriniformes; Cobitidae.
GCCUCAGUGGGCGGGUCCGCAGAAUGCUUUACAUUAGGGAACUGUGUUUAGCACACAUCAGGUAAAAACAAGUUGCAAAUGAACUGUCACUUUGUAAAUCUCUGUAACGCUUGAGCGAGAACUACUACAACGAGUUUGUAAAUACUGUUCUCAGGGAAUCAUUGAAGAUGUGGGGACAUAAAGGCCUUUUAUGCUGCUGUCUGACACUGUGUCUAUGGGUUUAUUUGGAUGCAGUGCCGGUUGCUGUGGAUAAGACAAAAGUGAGCCCUCCACCAGAGGAACUAGAGUCACCUAAAAGUGUAGACACUGGACUACACUAUGACCGUUAUCUCAGAGAAGUUAUUGAUUUCCUGGAAACGGACCAACAUUUCAAAGAGAAACUUCAUAACACAGACAUGGAAGACAUCAAGCUAGGGAAGCUGGCUAAAGAGUUGGACUUUGUCAGCCAUCACGUGCGAACUAAACUGGAUGAGCUAAAGAGACAGGAGGUGAACCGACUGCGCACCUUAAUCAAAGCCAAACAAGACGUGAAUGGAGAUAAAGGUAUGACAGUGGACCACCAAGCUCUUCUGAAACAGUUUGAGCACCUCAAUAACCAGAAUCCACAUACGUUUGAAGUGGAAGAUUUGGAUCGCCUCAUUAAAUCGGCCACUAAUGACUUGGAGAACUUUGACAAGGAGCAACACGAAGAGUUUAAGAAAUAUGAGAUGAUGAAGGAGCAUGAGAGGAGGGAACGACUUAAGAUGCUGGAUGAAGAAGCACGUAAGAAAGAAGAGGAACAUUACGAAGAGAUGAAGCAGAAACAUGCAGACCAUGCCAAAAUCAAUCACCCUGGCAGUCAAGACCAGUUAAAAGAGGUCUGGGAGGAGACUGAUGGUUUAGACCCCAGCGAAUUUGACCCAAAGACGUUUUUUAAUCUUCAUGACACCAAUGGAGAUGGUUACUUUGAUGAGCAAGAGCUUGAGGCACUGUUUACGAAAGAGCUAGAGAAGAUCUAUGAUCCCACACGUGAAGAGGAUGAUAUGCUGGAAAUGGAGGAGGAGAGACUUCGAAUGAGAGAACAUGUGAUGAAUGAGGUUGACACCAAUAGAGACAGGCUUGUUUCAUUAGAAGAAUUUAUGAUUGCCACAAAUAAGAAAGAAUUUCUGGAGCCAGAUGGAUGGGAGACUCUGGAGCAAAAUCCAGUUUACACUGAAGACGAGUUAAGAGAGUUUGAGGAGCAUCUGGCUCGUGAGGAGCAAGAACUCAACCAAAAGACACAUGAUCUACACAGACAGCGAGAGGAACUGGAGAGACAGCAGGACCAGCUUAACUCUCAGAAAAUGGAGCUACAGCAGGCAGUAGAGCACAUGGAGAGGAUAAAAGCACAGAAAACAGAGCCUCCAGUCGAGGCCAAAUUACCAUCAGCUGUGGAGAUAUUACCUGUGGACAGUCAACCCAUACCACAAGGUCAUCAGCAAGACCUGCCUGCACAUUCUUAACCCUUUGAGCUCUUCUCAAUGUUUCGUGUGUGUGUGUGUGUGUGUGUGUGUGUGUGUGUGUGUGUGUGUGUGUGUGUGUGUGUGUGUGUGUGUGUGUGUUUUGUACAUAGUGUCACUUAUUUCCCUCUUCAUAUUCAAAAAGUUACUGUCUCUUAGCAAAAAGCUUAACAUUACUUGAAAUUAUCAAACAGAAUGUAUUAUUUGUAUUACCAAAUACAAAAGAUUAUUGACCUUAAGUUAUGAUAUGCCUAAUAGAUUGCUAAAGAUACUUCCUUGUGGACAGUCACCCUCAAGGGCAGAUGGUUUUGUUUAAUGUUGGUUUUAUUUCUUUUAUCUGUUUUGCACACAUGUGACGUAUUAUAUACCAACACUGGAAUUAUAAGUAUUUACUUUUUAUGAUUAGACAUUAUACCAGUGUACCUGAACAAGCAGCACAAUUAAUACAAAAAUAAUUGAAUGUCCAUCACUGAAUAACAGCAUAGUCCGUUUUACUAAUGCAAUUGCUCUGAUGUUCAGUCAAUUUAAUGGUUUAAGCUACAUAAAUCUACUACACAUUU